Messenger RNA from Solanum verrucosum, 2044 nucleotides. Its product is annotated as imidazole glycerol phosphate synthase hisHF, chloroplastic. The transcript is spliced from 19 exons. The record is from RefSeq and is a predicted model, not a curated record. Gene Ontology annotation, molecular function: oxo-acid-lyase activity; imidazoleglycerol-phosphate synthase activity. Lineage: Eukaryota; Viridiplantae; Streptophyta; Magnoliopsida; Solanales; Solanaceae. Gene Ontology annotation, biological process: L-histidine biosynthetic process. The coding region runs from base 44 to 1810 and encodes 588 amino acids.
ACUUUAUUACACUGGUGAACCAGAAAGCUUGAAGAAGAGAAAAAUGGAGGCGGCCAGUUUCACUUCUGCUUCAUCAACGACGACACCGGUUUCAUCUUAUUCCUCCACUUCUCAGUCUCUCCGUUUCCUACGUUACAAGCCUAAUGCGAAACCUCUGAAUUACAAAUCUUCCAGAAGCUUCUCAGUCCGCGCUUCCGCCACCGGUGCCGAUGAUUCUGUGGUAACUGUACUUGAUUAUGGUGCUGGCAAUGUGCGGAGUCUCAGGAAUGCAAUUAAACAUCUCGGUUUCGACAUCAAAGAUGUCCAAACACCAGAGGACAUUUUGAAAGCAAAACGACUCAUUUUUCCUGGAGUUGGUGCUUUUGCUCCUGCCAUGGAUGUGCUAAACAAGAAGGGAAUGGCUGAAGCACUUUGUGCUUACAUUGAGCAAGAUCGCCCAUUCCUAGGCAUUUGUCUUGGACUGCAGCUACUUUUUGAGUCAAGUGAAGAAAAUGGACCAGUAAAGGGUCUAGGUUUGAUUCCUGGAGUAGUUGGACGUUUUGACUCUUCUAAAGGGAUCAGAGUACCUCACAUUGGCUGGAAUGCACUUAAAAUAGCAAAAGAUACUCAAAUUUUGGAUGACGUUGGAAAUUCACAUGUCUAUUUCGUACAUUCUUAUCGGGCAAUGCCGUCAGAUGAAAAUAGAGAGUGGAUAUCAUCGACCUGCAAGUACGGUGACGAUUUCAUAGCAUCCAUUCAGAAGGGAAAUGUCCAUGCAGUUCAGUUUCAUCCUGAGAAGAGUGGUGAUGUUGGCCUUUCUAUAUUGAGGAGGUUCUUGAAUCCAAAAUCCGGGAGAACACAGAAGCUAGUCCAAGGGAAUGCCUCUAAACUUGCAAAACGGGUUAUUGCAUGUCUUGAUGUGAGGACAAAUGAUAAGGGUGACUUGGUUGUAACCAAAGGAGACCAAUACGAUGUUAGAGAGAAUACAAAAGAAAAUGAGGUGAGAAACCUUGGCAAGCCCGUGGAUCUUGCUGGACAGUAUUACAAGGAUGGGGCAGAUGAGGUCAGCUUUUUAAAUAUUACUGCUUUCCGAGACUUCCCCUUGGGCGAUCUGCCAAUGUUGCAGGUAUUGAGGUAUGCAUCAGAGAAUGUUUUUGUGCCAUUAACCGUUGGAGGUGGUAUUAGAGACUUCAAAGAUGCGAAUGGCAGAUACUACUCUAGUUUGGAAGUUGCUUCAGAGUAUUUUCGUUCUGGGGCAGACAAAAUUUCUAUUGGAAGUGAUGCUGUUUAUGCUGCGGAAGAAUACUUAAAAUCUGGAGUGAAAACUGGAAAGAGCAGUCUAGAGCAGAUCUCUCGAGUUUAUGGAAAUCAGGCAGUAGUUGUAAGCAUUGAUCCUCGAAGGGUGUACGUAAAGGACCCCAAGGCUGUGGAAUUCAGGACUGUGAAAGUGAGAAACCCAGGUCCAAAUGGAGAAGAAUAUGCAUGGUACCAGUGCACGGUGAGUGGUGGGAGAGAAGGCCGCCCUAUUGGAGCUUAUGAGCUUGCGAAAGCUGUUGAGGAAUUAGGAGCUGGGGAGAUACUGCUAAACUGCAUUGAUUGUGAUGGUCAAGGAAAGGGAUUUGAUAUAGACCUAAUUAAGUUGAUUUCAGAUGCUGUAAGCAUUCCUGUGAUUGCAAGCAGUGGAGCUGGAGCUGUUGAACACUUUACAGAGGUCUUCAGAGAAACAAACGCUUCUGCUGCCCUUGCUGCUGGAAUUUUCCAUAGGAAGGAGGUUCCGAUCCAAGCUGUGAAAGAGCACCUGUCAGAGGAAGGCAUAGAAGUUAGAAUGUAACCACAUUUUUGCUAUCGAGCAACUCGAUAUGCAGUCCUAUCCUCUGCCACUCCUUGUUACUUGAUGUUUAUACCAUUGACUAUCAGUUUCUUUUAUCUUGUUGCUGCAAACGAAGCAUUUUUCAAUAUCUUGCACUUGUAGCCUCGUGCCAUUUUUGAACAGAUUAUUAUGUAAAAUUAUAUUGCUAAAUUAUUUGUGUACACUUUAUGCAGUAUAUCAGUUUUUACUAGGACA